Thermochaetoides thermophila DSM 1495 is the source of this 1716-nucleotide messenger RNA. RefSeq lists its product as uncharacterized. Gene Ontology annotation, molecular function: transmembrane transporter activity. The transcript is spliced from 2 exons. Lineage: Eukaryota; Fungi; Ascomycota; Sordariomycetes; Sordariales; Chaetomiaceae. Gene Ontology annotation, biological process: transmembrane transport. The record is from RefSeq and is a predicted model, not a curated record. The coding region runs from base 1 to 1716 and encodes 571 amino acids.
AUGAUGGGCACCACCGAGAAGGACACUCCCGUGACGACCGACUCCGAGACGCAGACGGUUCCUAAUGCUCUGGGGCCCACCCCCGCCGACUCGGGGGCUUCUUCCGUCGAGAAGGGCUCCGCCACCGCCGAUGCUCAGGACGGGUUCGGAUCUGCAGAGGCCGUCGAAUACCCGACCGGCUUGAAACUCAUCCUUAUUAUCGUCUCUCUCUGCCUCUGCGUGUUCCUCGUCGCCCUUGAUCAAACCAUCAUCGCACCUGCUCUGGGCGCCAUCACCAAUGAGUACAGUUCCGUCAAGGACAUCGGCUGGUACGGAGCCGCGUACCUCCUGACAACAACCGCCCUCCAGCCUAUGUAUGGCUCGCUCUACCGCAUGUUUAAUGUCAAGUGGAUAUAUCUCGCCGCCAUAUUCAUCUUUGAACUUGGCAGUCUCAUCUGCGCCGUCGCGCCCAGCAGCAAUGUCUUCAUCGUUGGCCGCGCGAUUGCCGGUGUCGGUACUGCCGGCCUGUUCUCUGGCGGUGUCGUGAUUUUGUCGCACACACUGCCCCUUCGCCGGCGUCCUGCUGCCUUUGGUCUCAUCGGUGCCAUGUGGGGGAUUGCUAGCGUUGCCGGCCCGUUGCUUGGUGGUGCCUUCACUGACAACGUUACGUGGCGGUGGUGCUUCUACAUCAACCUGCCCAUCGGCGGCGCUGCUAUGGUUGCUAUCUUCGCAUUCCUGCGUCUCCCCCAGGCGGCUCAUGACGCCAAGGGUCGCACAGUGAUGCAGCGGAUUUUGAGCCUCGACCUGCCGGGUACGAUGAUGCUUGUGCCGGCCAUUGUGUGCUUGUUGCUGGCUCUGCAGUGGGGCGGCACAGAACACCCCUGGAACAGUUCUGUCGUGAUCGGGCUGUUUGUUGGCUUCGGGCUGAUGGCUGCGGUGUUUAUUGGCAUUCAGAUCUGGAAGGGCGAUGAGGGUACGCUCCCUCCGCGGCUGUUCAAGAACAAGGAUGUUGUAUGCGCGAUGUUGUUUGCGUUCUUCUUUGGCGCCGGCUUCUUCCCGUUGGUGUACUACCUCUCCCUUUACUUCCAGGCUAUCAAGGGCGAUAGCGCCGUUGAGGCUGGUCUCAAGCUGCUGCCCAUGCUCAUCUCGGUCGUCAUCACUUCAGUCUCGACCGGCGGCCUGAUCACUCUUGUCGGCUACUACAACCCCUUCGUUCUUCCAUCGAUGGUUCUGUUCGCCGUCGGCUCCGGUAUGAUCACCACUUUCGAGAUCGAUAGCCCCUUUCGUGUCUGGUUCGGCUACCAGGUCCUGGCCGGUCUCGGCAUCGGUGUCGGUUUUCAGACCGGUGUGCUUGUCGUGCAGAACAACAUGUCGCUCGAGUGGAUUCCUGUCGCCACGGCCUGUGUCCAGCUGUUCCAGUCCCUCGGUGGCUCCAUCUUCAUCGCUGUCGCCCAGGCCGUCUUCCAGAACGCGCUUACUUCGGGCAUCGAGAAGAACGUGCCGGGCGUGCCGCCGCAGAUUUUCAUCAACUCGGGCGCCUCGCAGAUUCACUGGGUGCUUGAGCAGUUCCACGCCGAGAAGUACAUCACCGAGGUGCUCACCGCGUACCUUGAUGGCCUGCGCGACUCGUACUACAUCUCGGUUGCGUGCGCUUGCGCCGCCUUUGUCGCGGCAUGCGGGUUGAGCUGGAAGAAGAUCGAGAAGAGGAAGAACGCCGAGCCCAUUGCGGCUGUGUAA